AUGUUAACGGAGGAGCUGAGUAGUAGUGGGUGCAAGCGCGCGAGGAUCGAAAUGGUGGCGCACGUUCUGGUGUUCCCGUGCCCGGUGCAGGGCGACAUCAACUGCAUGCUCUACUUCGCCGCUGGGCUCCUCGACGCCGGCCUGCAUGUCACCUUCCUCCACAGCGACCACAACCUCCGCAGGCUAGGCCUUGCCACCGCCACUAGUACUUCCCCGCGGCUGCGGUUCCUCUCCGUGCCCGACGGCCUCCCCGACGACCACCCCCGCUCGGCCGGCGACCUCGUCGAGUUCUUCAACUCCCUGCGGACCAACACCAGCGUCGCCUACCGCGCUCUGCUGGCGUCCUUGUGCCCGGGCGCACCCAGCAGCAUCCACAACGACAAAGGCUUCCCUCCCGUGACAUGCGUCGUCGCCGACGGGAUGCUGCCGUUCGCGAUCGACGUCGCCGAGGAGCUCGGCGUCCCGGCGCUCGCCUUCCGCACGGCCAGCGCGUGCAGCUUCCUCGCCUACCUGUCCAUGCCCAAGCUCGUGGAGCUCGGCGAGGUCCCCUUCCCCGCAGGCGCAGGCGCAGGCGCCGACCUCGACGCGCCGGUCCGCGGCGUCCCGGGGAUGGAAGGCUUCCUGCGCCGGCGAGACCUCCCGAGCUUCUGCCGCGGCCGCGGCCACGACCCCUUGCUGCAGAUAUUCAGCGAGGUCACCGCGCACAGCUGCAAGGCUCGGGCGCUGAUAUUCAACACCGCCGCGUCGCUGGAGCGGUCGGCGGUCGCGCACGUCUUGCCGCGCAUGCGCGACGUGUUCGCCAUCGGGCCCCUCCACGCCAUGUUCCAGGCGCCGGCGGCCGGCGGCGCCUUGUGGCGCGAGGACAGCGGCUGCAUGGCGUGGCUCGACGGGCACGCGGACCGGUCCGUGGUGUACGUCAGCCUGGGCAGCCUCGCUGUCAUCUCGCUGGAGCAGUUCACCGAGUUCCUGUCCGGGCUCGUCGGCGCCGGCCACCCCUUCCUGUGGGUGCUCCGGCCGGACAUGGUCGGGGCGAGCCACAGCGCCGUCCUGCAGGAAGCGAUCGAGGCGGCGGGGAGGAGCAAGGCCCGCGUCGUGGACUGGGCGCCGCAGCGGGACGUGCUCCGGCACCGCGCCGUGGGCUGCUUCCUGACGCACGCCGGGUGGAACUCCACGCUGGAGUGCGUCACCGAGGGUGUGCCGACGGUGUGCUGGCCUUUCUUCGCCGACCAGCAGACCAACAGCCGCUUCAUAGACGCCGUGUGGGGGACGGGGCUGGACAUGAAGGACGUGUGCGACAGGGCGGUCGUGCAGAAAAUGGUGAGGCAGGCCAUGGAGUCCGGUGAGCUAAGGAGGUCGGCUCAGGCGCUGGCGCGGCAAGUCAGGCGGGACAUCGCAGAGGGGGGCUCGUCUGCCACGGAGUUCAACAGGCUCAUCACCUUCAUCAAUCAACUCAGCUUGCACGCCACCAUGUCCGGAUCGGAUAAAGAGUAG
Molecule: messenger RNA, 1491 nt
Organism: Lolium rigidum
Lineage: Eukaryota; Viridiplantae; Streptophyta; Magnoliopsida; Poales; Poaceae
Product: myricetin 3-O-rhamnoside 1,2-glucosyltransferase UGT709G2-like
Exons: 1
Coding region: 1-1491 (496 amino acids)
Molecular function (GO): UDP-glycosyltransferase activity
Source: RefSeq, a predicted model, not a curated record